AGACCACCAACAGGGUCUUUUGCCCAUCUUGUGUGUGCUGUGUGUGUCACUCGCCCAUCCAUGUCUCACUGUCCACUUAGCGCCCACCGCUUUCCCAAGGUGGCCCCCUCCCCCUGGCGCAUUCUCUCCCCAUGCCCCGAUCCCUGUCCAUCUUUUUCGGCGCGGGUCCUGGGCGUUCAAGCCCAUGAUGAGCUAGACACGGUAUUUAUACAGUACGGUAUCAUUGUGCAGACGAGGUGAGCGUGAUGAUAUCUCUGGUUUUGCGACAGAUAGUGAGAUUAUAGAUAAGAGAAUAAUGAGGCCUGAGCUCAAACUUGUCAUGAUAUCGACUUAUAACCCUGCUAUUGCCUCUCUGUUAGUCUCGAUCUUAGUACAAAAUCGGGUUCUUAUUACACCCCAGCCGGGGCACAGCAGUGUAACAACAAAGUCGAUCUAUUGGGUGAUGUGAUUGUUUCUGAUCACGCCUCUGUCCUGCUUUGAGCCAGCCAGCACAACACCUCAGUUUCAACUGUGUGUGGUUGACAUGAAGAGUGGACUUUGCUGUCACCUCGUGGAGCCAUCUAUCUACCUUACGUUUGCUCCUCCAACAAGAUAAAUAUCGAUAUUUCCAACAUUUGCACCAUUUUCUUGUGUCUCGUCGUCAGUAUCACGCUGUUCUCGCAUCUGGCACGUGCCGUCCCUUGCUUUUUGCGUCUUCGUGUGUGGUAACCGUAUGUACAUUCUUUUUGCUUACCGCUCGCGUUUUCCGUCGCAUAAUCACAGCCGUUUUGCUUUUUCGCUUCUGAACUUUGCGCGCGCGCUCUUGAAGCGAUCUGAUUCACUGGGGAUACAUCAGUUGCGCAUUUUUACUUUUAAUUUUACCUCACAACGUCUGUCUGUUUGUUUGUUUUUCACUCCCGCGCAAACUAAACCCGAUUAUCGCAGACACGGCUGACAACUCAAAACGUUGAAUACAAUUUGUUAACCUGACUAGGUAGCGUUAGUGGAUUCGACUCGACCUGACCUCUCUCCACUGACUGACUGGCAUUUUUUUUUCUUUGGAGAUUUCCUGGGGUGGGAACAGGAUUGGGUGGACUCAGGGCCAAAGAGGAAAAGCGCCUUGUUAAAGCGAAAGGGAAUUUUGGAGCUAAAAAAUUGGCGCCAUGGAUCCACGACAUCCGCCCAAGCUUCCCUUUUCGCCGUCGCCAUACGCUAUUGUUUCUCCUUUCCCUCAAGUUCCAGUUCCAAAUCCAGCUCCGUUUCCCGAUUCUCCAACAACAACAAAACAACCAUCACCAACACCAAGCGGCGUCAUCACGAUCCCUUCUGCAGGCAACGCCUCGGCCACCGCGACUGCGGCUGUAUUCUAUCCCAUCGCCUCACCUCCGCAUUCUUAUCGAAUCGCGGGCGCCGAAUCUUAUCAUCCUCCUCCUCAUGCUGAGAAUUUGAGCCCCGACCAAAACCUUGCGUAUGCCGCUCCUCACAGUCUGGCCCAACGACGACCCUCCGAUACCUCCAUUUACGCCCCAACGAUCCGUCAUACAAGCCACGAAUCAAAUCACGCGCGUCUCCAAAACUCUGCGGCCAUCAACUCUCUUGGAACUCUCAAUCGCGAAAUGCCCCCUCCGACGUCGCCUCCACAACCGGGGGCGAAACCACCGCAAAAUCAACCUCAACAGGCGCACAGCAUGAUGGGCUACGGGCCUCCUCCUCCACACCCUGGUCCUCCUGUUGCCGUCGGCCCCCCGAUGUCUUUUCCUUCAGGUCGCGAACUUCCUGCCCUCGGCGCGCUGGCGAGGUCAGGGAGCAGUAACAGCUCCAUGUCGAUAUCGUCAAUGUUGGGUGGUCCGCCUCCAGCCAUGCGCGAAUCGCAACCUCCGCCAUCGCAUUAUCCUCCUCAUUCUGGGCCACCCGUCUCUGGCCCUGGCUUCGCGACUGCAGUGCAUGCUUCACCGCGAAUGCACUCUGCAACUUCCAAAUACCCGCCAUUUCGUCGACCUCAUACUCCCGAUCAUCAGCGACCUUACGAGCCCAGGAACUCACCGCCUGGACACUACCCCACACCUGAAGUCCCGCGCUACAGCACACCGUCUGCCUAUUCAAGACACCCCUCAGGCUCUGCAGAUCAUGCAAGAGAACCUGGCAGGUUACCACCCGGACCUCCUCCAAGGCCGAGCAGCCAGCCUAAGUAUCCGGGAAUGCCUCGACCGAUGGAGAUGGGACGGCCUCCAGGACCAGAAGAGGCAUACGGACGACGAGAUGAGAUGGGUCGACCUCCGCCUGGCAUGGAAUACAACCCCGAAAGAGUUGGAUUGCGACCUAACCCGUACGAGGACCGGUAUAGGGCAGAACGCGAGCGAAUGGGCGAGGUAGAGCAACGUGAACGCGAAAGAAGAGAGCGCGCAUACUCUGGCAGCGAUUCAGGAAGACACUCGAUACACCCCGGCGACUAUGGGCACCGCGAACCACCUCGGAAUCCUUUGCCGUAUGGCCGACCACCAGAUCGUGACCCAAGGGACAUCAGAGAUCCCCGCGACCCUCGUGAUCCCCAAAACCGCGAUCCUAGAGACACUCGAGAACGGGACCCAAGAGAUGCGCAAUGGGGUCGUCCAGGCCCCGACCCUAGCUAUCGAGCACCCAUGGAUCACCAGCGACAUCCCGAUUAUCCCCCAGGCGCGCCUUAUCCGCCUCAUGGUCACUCUUAUCAAGGGCCCCAGGGGCCCCCACCUGAUCGAUACGCGCCAUCCUCACAUCCGCCAGCUCAGAAUAUGCCACCUGGACCAGCACCAUACGAGUCCCCAGAUCGAGCGCGUAUGACUUUAAUCCCUACACAACAACCACAACACCCUCAUCGACGGCCAGAGGAAGGGCCGCCACCACCAACAAUUGCGUACAAUGGAGCUCAUGGCCCUGGGCCAUAUGACUCCCCACGACAUAGGAAUAGUGACGAUGCCUCAGCCCCGAAUGGACAGCGUAACUUGUUAGCCAUCCAGGAGAUGAACCGAAAGGGUAGAAUCUCGCCACUUCCACAGGCUGUACAAGGCGCGCAACUACAGCAACCCGGACCAACUGGCGAGCCUGGGAUCAAGAGCGAAUUCGGUCGCAUGUUUGCGGGUAUUGGCAACGGAGUCAUUGGUGUCUCAAGUCCCAUCGCAUCUACAGCCAUGCCCUUCACGAAUGCAAGUCUCGCUAAGCGCGAGGACUCGGAGAACAUAACACCCGAUUCAGGUACAGAGGCAGGAACCAAGACCACCAAAGGCAGAAGGAGAAAGCUGAAGGACGAUGACGGAAAGGGCGAUGAUGACAGCUCAGGACGGGCGACUCCAGCAAACAGGGGGGCAAAGCGUCCCAAGACUCACCAGCAUCACCAUCAUCAUCAUCAUCCGCAUCACCACCAUCAUCAUCCAGCCGACUCUGCGCCAUUAACUGGUACCGCGCCUUUCAAGAACUUCAAGACUGGUGCUCCUCCUGGCGACAAAGGCCUACCUGUUCCUCAUCACCAUCACCCUCCUCGACCUGUGCACACACACCAGCACCAGCCAGCGAAACAAGCCACGAUGAACUCGACCCCGGUCAUUCCCCCGAAAUCGAAAACAAUUAUCUCCUCAAAGGCUGUGUUGGAAUCUGUCGCAGACCGACCCAGGCACCAUCUUGGAGAUUUCAUCUACGAUCCGGGACUGAAACCAGGGCGAUUAGUGCCAAGUACCUCUACACAUCGAGCUUUUGCUUCCAACCCGAAACCAUUGCCAUGGGAUAUGAUUAAGAACAAGGAGAAUUGUAUCCUGACAGUCAAGGUUGCAAGGAUUCAUCUCUCUUCCAUUGCAAGAGAAGAGAUAACUUCACGAGGAUAUCUAUGGGGUACUGACGUUUAUACCGACGAUUCUGAUGUUGUUGCGGCGUGCAUCCACAGUGGUUGGAUCAAGGGAGAAUGGGCCGAGGACGUUGACAACGCGGUCUUGGACAUUGAUCAAGGAGUCACCGAUAAGCGACGUAAGAAGCCAGCGAACUCGACCGUCGACCUCGAAUCCGAAGACCUUAUCACGGCCCCUCCCCCCAGCGGCCCCAUGCCGAUUCCCGCGCAUCGGGACCUGCACGUCAAAGUUCUGAUCCUUCCUCGAUUGGUCAAAUACUAUUCUUCUACGCGACAUGGGAUCUCUAGCCGAGAAUUUGGUGGAGACUACGGCCAUCGCCACUCGGUGCACGAUGGCAUCAGUUAUAUGAUCAAGGGUGUACGAUGGGUUGAGAACGGUGCACAACCACAGGCUCGACUUCGGGGCAAAGCUCGACGUGAGCGCAUGCGUAAAGCUAUGCGAGAAGUGAAAGGAAAUUUUGGCAAUAUCAACGGCAUUGAUCUCGACAAAGAUAAAGAGGGACAACUAAGAGGAGGAAUAUCUGCCACAUGGAGAAAAAAGGAGCCCGAGUCAUCCGCAUCGAAGAAUAAUGAAACCGUGGCAGAAGGCGACAAGGGGAAUGAGUCAUCUGCAAACGACGAAGACAAAGAAAAGAGCGAGGAAAAGGCCCAGGACGUGGACAUGGAUGAUGCCGCCGAAACUCCAGCCACAGAGGAGAAGACGGAUCAAUGACCUGGUCGUCACGAUUUGUCACAUGUUGAUUAAAGGCGUUGGUGUCAUUGCAUUGCAGGGCAGAGAAACCAAAGUCUUGUAGCAUUAGAAUACCCCUCUUAUGAUAAUAACAAGUUUAAUCAGAAGGCGAUGGCCUUUGAGUCUAAGUCGCCUCGUCUAGUUUUGAUACAAUUUUGUACAGUUGCCGCCACAUGGUGAACCCAGUUCCCCUUUUGCAGGCACAGCUUUCGAUGGCCUUUAGAAAUC
Molecule: messenger RNA, 4808 nt
Organism: Fusarium verticillioides 7600
Lineage: Eukaryota; Fungi; Ascomycota; Sordariomycetes; Hypocreales; Nectriaceae
Exons: 2
Coding region: 1143-4562 (1139 amino acids)
Source: RefSeq, a predicted model, not a curated record